AUGCUGAAGUAUGAGAUGCGUAUGAUAAACAAAACGCAUUAUGGUGACUUGCUGGGAAGAACGAAGCAGGCCUUCACAGAAAUGUGUUAUUGUCAAAAUCAGGCCUUACUGGAUCCAAACCCGAUAACAUUUGCAGCAGCGGCUGCAGCCUCAGAUAGAUGGAACAAGCUUGCGAGUAUUGAGGAAAAGUUCUUCAGACAGAAGUCUUGUGUAAGGUGGUUGGGAGCAGGGGAUCAGAAUACAGUCUUCUUUCAUCGAGCAGUUCAGACUAGGUCUUCUCGCAACACUAUCAAGAGCCUGGAGGCUGUUCAGCACUUUCAGCGAUUUCUUCAAGUCCAAGAUCAGGGUAACGAAGAAGAUUCUUACCCCUUGCUACAGGAAGUCUUGACAUAUAGAUGUGAUUUGGGUAUUGCUGCUGGCCUUGUAGCCCCGGUUACUGGAGAGGAGAUCAAAUCUGCACUUCAUGCCUUACCAAAUGACAAGGUGUCUGGACCUGAUGGAUUUACGAAGGAGUUCUUUGUUGCUGCCUGGCCAAUUGUUGGGAAGGAAUUCAUCAUCUCUGUACAAUCCUUCUUCCUUUUUGGUUUUUUGCCCACAGGAAUCAAUGCAAUGAUCCUAUCCCUCAUUCCCAAAUCAGAGGAGGCGCGGACUAUGAAGGACUAUCGUCCAAUUGCCUGCUGCAACCUCCUUUAUAAGGUCAUCUCCAAAAUACUAGCAAGGAGACUGAAAACGAUAUUUCCGGAUGCAAUUGAGCCAAACCAAACAGCGUUCAUCAAAGGAAGGUUGCUCCUUGAAAACGUCCUCUUAGCUUCAGAGCUAGUCAACGGGUAUCACAGAACUACGCUAAGCAAUAGCGCAACAAUAAAAUUUGACAUCUCCAAGGCCUUUGAUACUGUGAAGUGGUCGUUUAUCACCGCAGUUCUGAAAGCUAUGGGGCUGCCGAUACAGUUCAUUCAUUGGAUCAGGAUCUGUAUAUCUACGGCUUCGUUCUCAGUGGCCGCUGAGGCUCAGCAAUUUGGCUAUCACCCGCAAUGUCUCGAGAUGAAACUCACGCAUCUUUGCUUCGCUGACGACAUCCUAGUGUUUAUGGAUGGUUCUGCUAACUCUCUGAAAGGAGUGCUGGAGGUUAUGAAGCAGUUUGCAGAUAUCUCGGGCUUAUGUAUCAAUGUAGCAAAGUCUUCUAUCUUCGCUACAGGGCAGAGCAUAACCCCUCUGAUGAGUGAAGCUACGAGCACAGGAAUUACAGUAGGCACAUUACCGGUGAGGCCGGCUUCAGCUAAUCAAGUCUGUAAUUGCUAUAUUGUCAAUUUCUGGAGUCAAGCGUUUAUUCUCCCCAAGGCUUGUCUAGAUGAGAUAGAGAGCAUGUGUAGUGCAUUCUUGUGGUCAGGUUCUCCGAAUCAGACGCACAAAGCUAAAGUCGCUUGGGAGGAUUUGUGCUGUCCCAAAGAAGAAGGGGGCUUAGGGAUAAGGAAGCUGCGAGACUCCGCUGCUGUGUUUGCUAUGAGUUUGAUUUGGAGGCUCUUCUCUAACGCGAGUUCACUAUGGGUUUCAUGGAUUCAACGUUACUUAUUGAGACAAAAUUCCUUUUGGGAACUAAAGGAGGAUGGAAAGGGAUCGUGGAUGUGGAGAAAAUUCUUAAAACUUAGGGCGCAGGUCUACCAGUUCAUCAGAUAUGAGGUAUAUGAUGGUAAGACAGCGUUCUUUUGGUUUGAUGACUGGCUGCAGCAAGGGAAACUUAUCGAUAUAACUGGAGCAGCAGGCACUUAUCAUCUUGGCGUGGCUCGUACUGCUCGGGUGUGUGAUGCAGUCUCGCAGGAAGCUUGGAAUAUAAGAGGACAGAGAAGUCGUUUCUUCCAUGGUCUCUAUGAGCGAAUUCUCAGUAUUCCGGUCCCUCACCUCUUUCAGGGACAAGAUGUUGUGCUGUGGAAACACUCAGAUGGAGAAUAUAAACCUUAUUUUUCAUCGGCCAAGACUUGGGAGCAACUCAGAGAGAAAAGGAGCAAUGUGUUUUGGAGCAAAGGCAUUUGGUUUCCUCAAGGAGUUCCACGCUUCUCCUUCAUUGCGUGGCUUGCAGUAAGGAACCGGUUGUCAACGGGGGAUAGAAUGAGAGCUUGGGGAAUUCAUCAGAGUUGUAUGCUAUGUGGAGAACGAGAUGAGACAAGGGAUCAUGUGUUCUUUGCAUGUCCUUACUCCUUCACGGUUUGGGAUACAUUGGUGAAUCGUCUGAGUGGCCACAGGACUGACCAUGACUGGACAGUAACGCUGCAGUUUGUUUGUCGUAACAGUCUGCAUGUAGGACAAGACGCUACUGAAGAUAGCAUUUCAAAGUUGUAUAUACCAUUUAAGGAGAGGAAUGAGAGAAGACACAGCACUGGCUACCGUUCAGUAGAGCAAUUGAUCCGGCUCAUACACAAGGGGAUUCGAAAUCGGAUCACUUCUCUGAGCUACAAAGAGGAUCACAAGUUGAGGGGACUGAUGCAAAGAUGGUUUGAAGUUACAGCUUAG
Brassica oleracea var. oleracea is the source of this 2505-nucleotide messenger RNA. RefSeq lists its product as uncharacterized. Bases 1 to 2505 code for a protein of 834 amino acids. NCBI's taxonomy places the organism in Eukaryota, Viridiplantae, Streptophyta, Magnoliopsida, Brassicales, Brassicaceae. The record is from RefSeq and is a predicted model, not a curated record. The transcript has 4 exons.